Hyla sarda is the source of this 1579-nucleotide messenger RNA. It is a transcript of the gene PARS2, whose product is annotated as prolyl-tRNA synthetase 2, mitochondrial. The record is from RefSeq and is a predicted model, not a curated record. The coding region runs from base 100 to 1488 and encodes 462 amino acids. NCBI's taxonomy places the organism in Eukaryota, Metazoa, Chordata, Amphibia, Anura, Hylidae. Gene Ontology annotation, biological process: prolyl-tRNA aminoacylation. Gene Ontology annotation, molecular function: ATP binding; proline-tRNA ligase activity. Gene Ontology annotation, cellular component: cytoplasm; mitochondrion. The transcript is spliced from 2 exons.
CUUUCCUUUCCUCCUUGUGCUUCCGGUCUGCGACUUCCGGGUUCUCUUACCCUUGGAGUUUUCUAUUGAGCAGCGCUGUAGGGUGUAUAUGAGUUUGGGAUGCGGAGGCUGCUGAGGUCUUCACUACUGUAUUCUGUGGCCAGCAGAACAUUUUACAAUGACACAUCCAGAGUUAGACGCCUCCUGCUGUCCAAGUUUUACCAACCAGGAAAUUUGUGGAAGGAGAACUCACCCAAGAUCCAAGCCAAGUCAAAUGAGCCCUCCAGCAAGAGUCAGAGACUUAUGUAUAAAGCGGGAUUGAUCCGACCCACCAGCCCAGGGUGUUUCCACUAUCUUCCUCAUACCGUGCGCUCAAUGGAGAAGCUCAUUCGACUAAUAGACCGGGCAAUGCAAGAGAUUGGAGGGCAGAAGAUUGACAUGGUGACCCUUUGCUCAGCAGAGUUGUGGAGACAAAGUGGACGCUGGGAUCUGGUGGGAAAGGAGCUGCUCCGUUUGAUGGAUAGACACAACCAGGAGUAUUGUUUGGGGCCCACACAUGAAGAGUUGGUGACCAAUCUGGUUGCCACAGAAGGCGGCAUCAGCUACAAACAGCUUCCUUUACUGCUCUACCAGAUCACACGGAAAUUCAGAGAUGAACAGAAGCCAUGCUUUGGCUUGCUGCGUGGCCGGGAGUUUUACAUGAAAGACAUGUACUCUUUUGAUUUAACCGAGGAAGCCGCCUAUCAAACAUAUCAUAAUGUUUGCGAUGCCUAUGCUAACAUAUUCCACACCCUUGGCCUCAAGCAUGUGAAAGUCCAAGCAGAUACAGGUAAUAUAGGAGGAAAAAUGUCACACGAGUUUCACCUCCCUGCCAGCAUUGGUGAAGAUAAACUGUUGGUGUGCCGCAGCUGUGAUUUUGCCGCCAACGUGGAGACUUUGCAUCCAGAUGAGAAGAAUUGUCCUAGCUGUAAAGGAGAGCUGUCAGAAAGCAAAGGCAUCGAGAUAGGGCACACGUUCUACCUUGGGACCAAAUACUCUCAUGUUUUUAAUGCCGUAUGUCAUGAUGUCCAGAACAAACCCGUUGUAGCAGAAAUGGGUUGCUAUGGCAUUGGCGUCUCAAGGCUGUUGGCAGCAUCUAUAGAAAUUCUCUCUACCGAGGAGGAUAUUCACUGGCCAAAUCUGAUAGCUCCUUACCAGCUUUGUCUCAUUCCUCCUAAAAAGGGGAGCAAGGAGAUGGCGGCAGCACUGGUGGCAGAAGAGCUAUACGACUCUAUAGUUACAAUUCCUCAUAUGAGUAAUGAGGCCGUUUUAGAUGAUAGAGAUCACUUAACUAUUGGUAAAAGAGUCAUGGAAGCUCGCAUGAUGGGUUAUCCCUAUGUUAUUGUCAUAGGUAAAAAGGCUUUAGAGAGCCCCCCGAUGUUUGAAGUGCGAAAUCACAGGACUGGUGAAGUGCAGUUCCUUUCAAAAGAAGGAGUGUUAAGCUUUAUACAAGGUGUACGGGUAAUCUAGGAUAUUUUGUAAUUGUGUAAAUAAUAAUUGUACAAUAAAGUCAUUUUCAGGUGUUGUCAGCUUUGGACCUUUUUGUUAUAAGAGUCCCCUG